Molecule: messenger RNA, 1734 nt
Organism: Thalassophryne amazonica
Lineage: Eukaryota; Metazoa; Chordata; Actinopteri; Batrachoidiformes; Batrachoididae
Product: fibronectin-like
Biological process (GO): heart development; nervous system development; cell-substrate junction assembly
Cellular component (GO): extracellular region
Molecular function (GO): integrin binding; proteoglycan binding
Source: RefSeq, a predicted model, not a curated record
AUGGACGUGUAUCCUGACCUCCACUACACUUCAGCCAUUGCUCCAGUUGGCUGUGAGGAGAACGGCCGCUCAUACAGGCUGAACGAACAGUGGGAGAAACGCUUCCUUGGAAGUACACUGGUGUGCACCUGUCAUGGAGCUGCAGGGAUCAAAUGCAAAACUAAGCCUGAAGUGGAGGAGACCUGCUUUGACAAAUACAACGACAGAACAUAUCGGGUCGGCGAAACCUACGAGAGACCGAAGGAUAGGAUGAUCUGGGAUUGUACCUGCAUUGGAUCAGGUCGAGGCAAGAUCAGCUGUACCAUCGCAAAUCGUUGCCACGAAGGCGGGAACUCAUAUAAAAUCGGAGAUACUUGGCAGAGGCCUCACGAGAGCUCUGACUACAUGCUGGAGUGUGUGUGUCUCGGGAAUGGCAAAGGAGAGUGGACCUGCAAACCCGUGGCUGAGCGUUGCUAUGACAACACCGCUGCCUCAUCCUACACGGUAGGGGAGACCUGGGAGAAACCGUAUCAGGGCUGGAUGAUGCUGGACUGCACUUGUCUGGGAGAAGGAAACGGGCGCAUCACAUGCACCUCAAGGAAUCGCUGCAACGACCAGGACACCAGGAGAUCCUACCGUAUCGGAGACUCGUGGACCAAAACCGACACAAGCGGACACACGCUGCAGUGCCUGUGCUUAGGAAACGGCAGAGGAGAGUGGAAGUGUGAGAGACACAACACAGGACGGGGCACAGGAUCAGCGGUGGUGGCCACCAUUCACCCACAGCCUCUGCCACUACCACAGCCUGUCACCGCGGGAACGUGUCGCACAGAUUCCGGAACUACAUUCUAUGAUGGACAGCGCUGGAUCAGGACCCAGGGCAACAAGCAGAUGCUGUGCACAUGUCUGGGCAACGGAGUGAGCUGUCAGGAGUGGGAGGCCCGGGCCCAGGUGUAUGGUGGCAACUCCAAUGGUCAGCCGUGCGCAUUUCCUUUUGUCUUCUUGGGGAAGACCUACUACUCUUGCACCUCAGAUGGACGUACGGACGGGCAGCUCUGGUGCUCCACGACCUCUGACUAUGCGACUGAUCAGCAGUACUCAUUCUGUACUGAGAAAAAUGCCAUCGUAGCAACACGAGGUGGGAACUCCAAUGGUGCCAUGUGCCACUUCCCAUUUCUCUACAGUGGUCGCAACUACACCGAUUGCACCUCUGACGGGCGCCGUGACGGUAUGAGGUGGUGCGGUACCACCUACAAUUAUGACGCAGAGCAGCGCUUUGGAUUUUGCCCCAUGGCUGCCCAUGAAGAGGUGUGCACCACCAAUGAUGGAGUGAUGCAACGUGUUGGCGACAAGUGGGACAAACGCCAUGAUGUCAUGGGUCACAUGAUGGAGUGCACCUGCAUGGGGAACGGUCGAGGGGAAUGGAGUUGUAUUGCGUACUCUCAGCUGCGAGAUCAGUGUAUUGUUGAUGGCUUGACCUAUGAAGUAAACCAGGCCUUCUCCAAACGUCACAAUGAAGGAUACAUGAUGAACUGCACGUGCUUUGGACAGGGACGGGGGCGAUGGAAGUGUGAUGCUCUCGACCAAUGUCAGGAGCCACAAACCAGGGACUUUUAUCAGAUUGGAGAGACCUGGUACAAAGUCAUCCAUGGUAACCAGUACCGCUGUUAUUGCUACGGCAAUGGCAUUGGAGAGCUGAGAUGUGAGCCCCAGCGAGCAUAUCCAGGUACUGAAUCUGCAACACAGCCAGUUUAA